AUGACUUAUUCUUCGUUGGAAAUACCCAAUGGGUUACUGCAAGAUCACGUCCAGUCACAAGGGCCGCAUGAAGCCAUUCCGUGGUUGGAGCUAUUCUCGCAACAUGAAUCAAAUGUAAAUACUCAUCUUGAGCUUUGUUCGAAAAUUCGCCACCAGAUACCACCGUCGACAGUUUCUUUUCACGCUAUCUCGGCAAUGGUAAAUCAAAGCCAGCGAUUUAUGGAGGAGAUUAAGAAAAUCAGGCAUGAAUUUAGUACAACAAGGCCGGUAACCAGAUCAAAAAGCUCAAGGCAGACAGGCGCUGCAACCAAAGACGUGAUGAAUAGUGUUGCAGGAUUUAAACCAUGCACAAAUAGAGAAUCAUGGAAACCUGCAUUCGAUACUGAUCCAACGCCAUCUACCACUACUCAGACUUCCCGCAGAAAACGGCGUCGAAAUUCAGGCGACUCCUUAGUUUCUGCCAGUAAUAAGGCUGAAGAAAGAACUAUUAUUAAGAAACCGAAAAGCUUGGACAACCCUCCCGCUAAGGAGGAUGUUUCUGUUCCAUCAGAUUUUAUACCCUCAGUCGAGCUUGAAGAUAUAUCCAAAGAAGUUGAAGCGCGGUUAAAGCUCAGGGAAGAAACUCGACGAAAGAAACGAGAGAGGCAACGAAAGCGGAAAAGGGAGAGUAUUGAGUCAUCGAGUCUUGAAAGUAGAACAAAAAAAGCGAAGAAUAGCUGA
Molecule: messenger RNA, 720 nt
Organism: Microsporum canis CBS 113480
Lineage: Eukaryota; Fungi; Ascomycota; Eurotiomycetes; Onygenales; Arthrodermataceae
Exons: 3
Coding region: 1-720 (239 amino acids)
Source: RefSeq, a predicted model, not a curated record